This is a messenger RNA of Ruditapes philippinarum (Manila clam), 1914 nucleotides long. Its product is annotated as zinc finger protein 862-like. Gene Ontology annotation, molecular function: protein dimerization activity. Lineage: Eukaryota; Metazoa; Mollusca; Bivalvia; Venerida; Veneridae. The coding region runs from base 18 to 1823 and encodes 601 amino acids. The transcript has 9 exons. The record is from RefSeq and is a predicted model, not a curated record.
UCUGUCGUUUGGAUAAAAUGAAAAAUUUGCCAAUUGGUUCAAAAUACUGUAAUGAUAAAGCUGGGGCUAUGUUUUGUGAGUCCAUUUCUAAGACAACAAGAGCUGAAGUUGUCAACAAAAUCAACAAUUGUUCUUGGUGUAGCAUUUCAUGUGAUGGGUCUACUGACUUCACGGGUGACGACCUAGAAGCAGUGUAUGUUCGAACAUGCUCAAAGGGAAAAAUAGAAGACUCAUUUUUGCAUCUUGGGUCCUCUGAAUCCGCAUGUAGCGAGGAUAUUUAUCAGUUCCUGAUGCAGACCCUUCAGAAUUUGAAGAUUGAAAGUAUUGUUAACACUAAACUUGUUGGUUUCUGUGCUGACGGAGCUUCAAAUAUGCAAGGAUUGAAGAAAGGCGUAGCAGCUCUAUUGAAACAAAAGUGGCCUUAUAUUCUAGUAACUCACUGCCUUGUGCAUAGGCUGGAGCUGGCCUUUAAAGACACCGUAAAGAAGUCUUCACCCAAACUUCAUGACAAGGCCACAACUCUACUUCUUGGUUUAUAUUACCUUUUCAGAAAGAGCCCAAAAGAAAAAAAAGGGUUGCAACGAACUUUUGAAGUACUUGGUGAAAGACAGCUGUUACCUACUAGAAUUGGUGGCACAAGAUGGUUGCCCCACUUUAUGAGGGCAAUUAACAUAUUUCAUAAAACUUACAAGGUGUUACGUUAUCAUCUAGAAACAUCAUCUCACAAAAAUGCAAAGGCUGAGGGAUUGGCUAAAAUUUUAGGGGAUGGCAAUGUGAUAGUCUACCUCAUUGCUAUGAAGAGAGUCAUCAACAAUUUGCAGAACCUGUCUCUGUACCUGCAGCAAGACCAGAUAAGCCUCGCUGAUGCUUACACACGAGUAGAGUCAGCAAAAAUAACUUUUGCACAGCUUAUAGACAAAGAAGACACCAGUGUUUCUGCUGUGUUGGAAACUGAAACCUUCAGUGGUGAGAAAUUGAUCUUCAAGGGUCAAAAGUGCUCCAGUAAUUUACUGAAUGGUACAGUCAGAGAACUACUGGCAUCUCUAGAAAGCAGAUUUCCCCCAUCAGAGUUGAUUUCAGCCACCCUGAUUGCAUCAUUCAAAAACUGGCCUCAUUUGAAUGAUGAUCAAUUAAAAGAUUCAGUGUAUGGAGAGAAAGAGGUGGCGGUUCUCUACAAUCACUUCGGCCCAGUUGUAUUUCCUGAUGUCACAGACACUAUUACUUUGGAUGAUGUAACAGAUGAAUGGACAACAUUAAGAACACUUGUUUAUAAGAAGGAUCCACACAUGAAGGAGUUGUUAAAGUGGGAACAUAUAAUCUGUGACUUAUCAGACCAAAAUCUUCAAAACAUCUUUAAAUUGAUGGAAGUUGUACUGGCUCUUCCACCUACAUCAGUCAAGUGUGAAACAGCAUUCUCCGCCAUGAAACUUCUUAAAACAAAACGAAGAGGUCGACUUGGUAACAGACGGCUUAAUGACCUCAUGGCUAUCAAGAUUAUGUCACCAAGCAUAGAAGAGUUUGAUCCUGAACCAGCUAUUGCUGACUGGCUGAUGUCUACACCAUCUGAACAAAAGAGACGAAUUGGGGAGAGAACUGUUAAGACCAGCACAUCAAGUACAGUCACUUUAUCAUCUGAUUCUGAGGAUGAAGUAAUGGAAGAAGCAUCAGUUAGUGGAAUACAGACAACUUUGAACAUACCUGCUAGGUUGUCUAAGAAGGAUCUUGAGUGUUGUGACGAUAGUGACUCAGAUAGCGACGAUGAGGACACAGACAUGACAGAAGAUCUUGUUUUUUCCAUGUUAAACACAUACUUACGUGAAUAAAUGAGACAAAGAGUUACAUUUUUGAUUUUCUGUUGUUUAAUGGUCCAUAAAACAUGCAAAUUGCUAUUUCUAUGCAAAAAGUACUAUAUUG